Molecule: messenger RNA, 222 nt
Organism: Suillus fuscotomentosus
Lineage: Eukaryota; Fungi; Basidiomycota; Agaricomycetes; Boletales; Suillaceae
Exons: 1
Coding region: 1-222 (73 amino acids)
Source: RefSeq, a predicted model, not a curated record
AUGUGUAGGACAGAUGGUGUCUAUAAAUGCCAUGGGUGCUUUGGUGAGCCUCUGUAUUGCACAAAUUGUUGCGGAACCCAGCACCAAAGGCAUCCCUUUCAUUGGGUCAGCCAAUGGACAGGCUCCUUCUUUGAGGAAAGUUGCUUGGUCAAGACUAGGAUGGUGAUAUGGCUUGGACAUGAAGGAAAUGCAUGCCCAUGGGAUGAUGAUCUUGGGGAGUGA